GUAGUUGCAGUGGGAGGACCGACCGACCGUGCCGUGAACCGUCAAGUCCAGUGGCACAAUAAAAAUACACGAGGGUAAUUAAAUCUUCAGGAUCUACGAGAACGGUUUGGUCUUCGCCAUGUCACAGUCCACGCUGCAAAACACCCUUCUACUCGUCUUGGUGGUCGUAACCGUACAGAACCAGUUGGCCGCGAGCAGCGAUGUGCUGGAUCUUGGGGACGCCGACUUUGAUUACAUUGCGGCCGAGCACGAUACCAUGUUGGUAGAGUUUUUCGCCCCCUGGUGUGGUCAUUGUCAGAAGCUUGCCCCUGAAUAUGAAACCGCAGCGACACAGUUAAAAGGCAAAGUGCCCUUGGCCAAAGUGGACUGCACGGUGAAUUCUGAGACGUGUGGACGUUUCGGGGUUAAUGGCUAUCCCACUCUCAAAAUCUUCCGGAACGGCGAGGACGCAUCUGCCUAUGAUGGGCCACGCUCAGCAGAUGGCAUUGUGAGCUAUAUGAGAAAGCAGGCAGGCCCCAGCUCAACACCCCUGCAGACUGACGAAGAUCUGGAAGCUUUCAUCAAGAACUUUGAUGCCAGUGUAAUUGGCUUCUUCUCGGGUGCUGACAGCAGCCAGCUUGCAGAGUUCCAGAAGACGUCUGGUGCCUUGAGGGACAGCUAUCGCUUCGCCCACACCACUGACCUGGGCCUCGGGGCCAAAUACGGGCUGGAAACAGAGGCAGUGCUGCUCUUCAGACCGCCAAGACUAAACAGCAAGUUUGAAGACAACGUAGUGACAUACUCAGACUCUGUUUCGAUGUCGGCACUGCGUUCCUUCAUCAGAAAUAAUGUGCUUGGCCUCUGUCCUCAUCUGACUCCUGAUAACCGUGACGCUCUGCGAGGGAAAGACCUGCUGGUGGCCUACUAUGACGUGGACUACCUGAGGAACACAAAGGGAACCAACUACUGGAGGAACAGGGUGAUGAAGGUGGCGGUCGGGUUCGACGGCCUGAGCUUCGCGGUGGCCGAUAGGCAGGACUUCCAGGACGAGCUGGAGGAGGAGUUUGGCAUCGGGGCGGCGGACGGGGGAGAGCUGCCCAUCGUCACCAUCCGCACGCGCGAAGGACACAAGUACACCAUGCAGGAGGAGUUCUCGCGUGAUGGAGCGACUCUGCAGCACUUCCUGGAAGAGUUCUUCGCCGGUCGCCUGAAGCGAUACAUCAAAUCUGAACCCGCGCCACAAUACAAUGACGGCCCUGUCAAGGUGGUGGUGGCUGAGACGUUUGAUGAGAUAGUAAAUGACCAGGAGCGGGAUGUUCUGAUCGAGUUCUACGCGCCGUGGUGCGGCCACUGCAAAAACCUGGAGCCCAAAUACACAGAGCUGGGCCAGAAGCUCUCAAAUGACCCAAAUAUCGUCAUCGCCAAGAUGGACGCCACUGUGAACGAUAUUCCACCUCCCUAUGACGUCCAAGGUUUCCCAACAAUAUACUUUGCACCUGCUGGACACAAAGAUCAACCGCUGCGAUACGAGGGUGGCCGUGAGGUGAACGACUUCAUCAGCUUCCUGCAGAAAGAGGCCAGCCAUCUUCUAGCACUGGAGAACACCAGGGAGGACUUGUGAAACCGGGAGAAGAAAAAAAAGAGAGAACGAGAGAGAAAGAAGAGUUUUGUGGACUUUACUUAAACGCAACACAUUCACAGUUCUACAAAAAAAGCACUGAAACAUUAGCAAUAUAUGGAGAGGUAAUCAUGUGAAUGUGAAAAUGCAGAGACCUUUUGUACACAGCUGUUACAGUCCUGAAGGCCACGAUGGGUUGGACUUAAAUACUACUGAGAGGAUUGUGGACAGCAGUGGUUCUCAAAUUGGGGGUCGGGACCCAUAUGGGGGUCGUGGACGUACUGAAGGGGGGUCGCGGACAAAAGGGACUUGUAUUCACUUGUAUGGUUAAUAGAUAUAUUUGCUGUCUGGUAUAUAGCAAUAUUAGCGGACACACUAUCCAUGGAAAAUCUAGCAAUAUCAAUGGAUUAAUAGAAUUGUCCAGUAGUGUUGCUAGAUUUUCUAUGAAUAAUUUAAUUUGUCUGCUAAUACUGCUAGAAAUGCAUUGCUAGGCUGAGACUGGUGGGGGGGGGGGGGUUGUUAUGAAAUUCUUCUGAAGUCCAAAUGGGGGUCCCUGCUGAAAAGGUUGGGAACCCCUAGUGUAGAGUAAGCCUCUGGGUUCACCUGUGUGCCAUGUUCUGCUGUGAGUGACUGCUCUCCUUCGGAUGCCUUCUCUUUGGGAGAACAUUUAAGGUUAUAUUUUACAUCAUGUAAGUUAGAAGUCAUUUGAUUUUUGGAGGUGGCUGACGUAGAAGUAAAAAACAAAAAACAAAACCUGCGAUAGUUUCCUUCCAACACAAGUAACUUCAAUGAGUAAAGUUCUACAGCUACUAUGGAGCAAUCUACCCAAUUCUGCUCUUGUUGAAUCGAAUUUGGGGGUUUUCCUAUUGGGUUUUAAUGUUUUAUCACCUAGCCACCUCAUUAGGUAUGAUGAAAUACCUGGUGUAACGUAUGUAACAUGUGUUUAAGUUAUACUUGGUACACCAUGAAUUUACUUCUUCUUUUACUUUGGCUACUUCUGUUUACAUCUCAUUUUUAAGGCUCAACUUUGCUUGUUUUGCUAAAUGCUGUAAAGGUACUUAAGUUAUGUAGACGCAUCUGUAUUGUUUAGACUCCACAGAGGCGUUGUGACCAGCAUGGAAAAACGAAUACACAUGUUUUGACCGUGGGGUUUGUAGAA
Messenger RNA from Engraulis encrasicolus (European anchovy), 2756 nucleotides. RefSeq names its product protein disulfide-isomerase A3-like. The transcript has 13 exons. Gene Ontology annotation, biological process: response to endoplasmic reticulum stress; protein folding. Gene Ontology annotation, molecular function: protein disulfide isomerase activity. The record is from RefSeq and is a predicted model, not a curated record. The coding region runs from base 119 to 1600 and encodes 493 amino acids. Gene Ontology annotation, cellular component: cell surface; endoplasmic reticulum. Lineage: Eukaryota; Metazoa; Chordata; Actinopteri; Clupeiformes; Engraulidae.